AUGUUUCAAAAUGCAGCUAGACCUAAAGCUUUGUUCAUCAUGUUGUUGCAUCUGCUACGUAAGUUGCUGACAACUGACAGACUCAACAAAUGGGAUAUUAAGGUGGAGCCUAAAUGUAGCCUCUGCCAAAGUUGUGAUGAAACAAGGGAGCAUUUGUUUGUCCAGUGCACUUACACUAGAGUUGUGUGGAAUAGGGUGUUACAAUGGGUACAAUUACAAAAUUAUUAUCCAGCUACUUGGGAUCAGCAUCAGCAAUGGUUGAUCAAACAUUCAGGAGGUAAGUCCCUGAGAGCCCAGAUCUUCAAAAUGUUAAGUACAAAGGUUGUUCAUGCUAUCUGGAUUGAGAGAAACAGGAGGAUAUUUGAAAAGCUGAGCAAGAAUUGGGAAGCAGUGACAAAGGAGAUAGUUUAUGUAACUUGUGUUAGAGCUCCACCUAGGUUUCAUCAUUUUUUGCAUUCUCUUGUUUUCUAG
Molecule: messenger RNA, 471 nt
Organism: Lycium barbarum (goji berry)
Lineage: Eukaryota; Viridiplantae; Streptophyta; Magnoliopsida; Solanales; Solanaceae
Exons: 1
Coding region: 1-471 (156 amino acids)
Source: RefSeq, a predicted model, not a curated record